AUGGUGCGGCUGUUGCCUGCGGUAGCAAUGAGUCUGGCGAGUGCGACGUUCCAGCAGUGGGCGAAGGCUUGGUUUACACACAGGUUGCUGCAGGAGCGAGGCAUACAGUUCUGCUCAGGAGCGAUGGCGCGGCCAUGGCAUGCGGCAACAACGGUUUUGGGCAGUGCGACCUUCCUGCGUUGGACGGAGGUUUGGUUUACGUGCAGAUUGCCGCAGGAUGGCGCCAUAGCGUUCUGGUCAGAAGCGAUGGCGUCGCCGUGGCUUGUGGUCACAAUGAGUUCGGUGAGUGCGACAUUCCUCCGAAUCGAUCGGAUCUCCCCCGUCUCCGAUUGA
This is a messenger RNA of Prorocentrum cordatum, 333 nucleotides long. The record is from the annotation of a GenBank genome assembly. Lineage: Eukaryota; Dinophyceae; Prorocentrales; Prorocentraceae.